Cladocopium goreaui is the source of this 2242-nucleotide messenger RNA. Lineage: Eukaryota; Dinophyceae; Suessiales; Symbiodiniaceae. The record is from the annotation of a GenBank genome assembly.
CCAGGCGGCCUGUUGUAGCGAGCCGGUGCAGCUGGCCGAAUGCGCCGUGCCUGCCAUGGUGCCGCUGCGCCAGGCCUGCUGCGGGCAUUUGGCGAGCAUCCAGCGCAGCUCCCCGCAGUGGGAAGAACUGCAGCAGGGCAUUGAAGCAGCAGUCCAGGAGCUACUGCGCAUCGUGGAGGCGACCGAGUCCGCCAUGGACUGCGCGACGUCGCCAGCCUGUGAUCCGUUCAUGCGGGCAGCUGAGGUGGCCUUGUCCUCAUCGUUGUCUCCCAUCUUCCGCUUUGGGUGGUUAGAUUUGGUGGACGACGGCGAGUUCAGCCUUCAGGCAUGGAGAGUCGCGCUGCUGCAGGUGGCCUUGACGUGGCUAUCGCCUUGGCACAGCCUGGCGUUCCAGGCGCGGGAGCUUUUCCGCAGCGCCAGCAGCCGCUGGUGGCAGCUGCUGCAGGAACGCUCCCUGCUGCAGUGGCGCGCCGGGGGCGAUGGCGCGCCGGUGCACCUGGCCAUGGUGGCCUCCGUGGGCUUCCCGGCCUUCGGCCGCAAGGCGCUGGCCGGCAUCCGCUCGGCGCUGUUCUUCGCGGAGACACGGCCGUUGCGAUUCCACCUGGUGGUGGAUGGCCUGGGGGAGCAGGACGUGAAGGAAGCUUUAAAGGAGCUGGAACCCAAUUUAAGGGCCAAAGGUUCCUUCCGUUUCUACCAGCAGGAGGAGCUCGAUGCCUGGCAAGAAAUCCACGCGCUGGUGCCGGAGGAUUGCUUGCAGUUCUCCAGUCACUACGGCAGUGCAGGAUGGCUGCGGAUGUUUCCUCACCUGGUGGUGCCCCAAUCCGAAGCUGAAGAUGCGCUGAUCUGGGUGGAUGCUGGAGACUACGUUUUCCUGGCCGACCCAGCGGAACUGGCAGAGCAUCUGGAGCACUUGGACGAGGACGACUUCCUCGCAGUGGCAGAUGAUCAGGUGCUAGCUCUGCCCAUGCAGAUCUUCUCGCUGAAGCGGUUGCGGGCCAAGGGUGCGGCCUGGGCCAAGCUAAUCACCGACGCAGUGCACAAAGGCUAUGCUGAGAUGGGCGGCAAAUUCUGUGGACUCGGAGAAGGCUUUGGCGUGGUCUACCUGUUGAGCAAGGGUCCGAACAGUUGGAUCUAUCAUCAGAUUCCCCAUCACUGGACCUACAUGCCCUGGGCUGUAUGGCUUCCAUCCACCGGCACUGGAAGCCUUUGGGCCUCCUCCGAAACCCUUUGGCGUAUGCCCGCGGAUCCCGUGUGGAGUAAUUCCGUGUUUCCUGGCCUGUCGGACUUUACGACGUUGCAUGUGAAGUGCCCCAGCUACUUGGAAGACUUGGCCAGCUACAUCCGAGCAGCCCUGGAUAUGGAACAGAUGAACUUUCCUUUGGCGGAGCCCUCGGGCCCGAACGACGUGCUGCGGAAGCACUUCCGCGUGACCAACGCGGACGGCACGCGCAUCCUGGAUGAGUUUCGGCAGCGUGUUGGAUGUGAUGAUCGCAUCAAGGCAGUGCAUUUGCCAGUGAUGUUCCACGAGGUGCCUUGGGUGCAUCGAUUUCUCAACUUCUGGGCUGGUGCUGAGGUCUGGCGCGCCAAUUCCCCGCAACUGCGGGAACUUCGAACCGAGAGUGGCGUGUCGCUCUUUGACGCCCUGGCGGAAAACAUCCGGGGAUCUGCAAAAUUCGCUGGCGCCAAAUUUUGCCUCUCCGCCAUGGCGCUCGGCGCUGGCGCGGCCGUGGCGCUGGUCCUGCCCUUCCUUUGCAUCUGGUGGGAGUUGAGGCGGAGAACGGCGGAGUUGUCAGAGUUGCAGAGCCUUCGGAGCUAUUUGCAGAGAGUGGAGGACGAGAACGAGAAGGCCGAAGACUUCCUAAGCCACCUCUGGGCACAGCUGCCGGCCGAGCCGGCCGCGGAGCCGGCCGUUUCGAAUGUCACGGUGAUCACGGUGGACACUAGCAAGCCGUUGGAGAGCUUCAACAUGCUGGGCGCAUCUGGAGUGGCGGUGCUGAAUGCGGCCGUGGGGGAAGAUGACUGGCACUCCUGGCGCGACAAGCCACGACUGUACUUUGGUACUCGCCGAGUAUUACAAGUUCCUAAAGAAGUUCGCAGUGGAAAAUCCAGGGCGUUGGGUGGUUCUGGUGGAUGGUUUCGACACGAUCUUCGGAGGCUGUUCGGAGGAGAAGCUUCUAGAGUUCUUCAACCGCACAGUGUCCGCUGCGGGCGGGGAGGAGCGAUCAGUGGUUUGGGGCGCUGA